AUGACAAGGAUAUUCGAGCCCAUACUUCACAGUGCUCUCAUCUACAUGGACGAUAUCCUUCUUUUCUCCAAAGAUGUUACGACCCAUAGGACACUUCUCUCUAUAUUUCAACAAUUGGUGGAUUCCUAUGGAAUUAUGCUAUCAGAGAAGAAGAGCUCAUUGGCCCAAACUGAUAUCGACUUCCUUGGAAUGAAGUUCAAGGAUGGAAAAUACCAACCGAGGCCUCACAUUGCUGAAGAAUUACUAAAGUUCCCUGAUAAGAACUUGACAGAAAAGCAAAUACAGCAGUUCCUUGUCAAGGCAGUGGCUCUAAACCCACCACCUCUAAAGAUUCCCAGCAUUGGAUACAGAAUCCUUCAGACUGAUGCUAGUGACACCCACUGGGGUGCAGUCCUCAUCAAAGAAAUACAAGGAGAAAAGUAUAUCUGCGGACAUGCUAGUGGAGAAUUUCUAGAGCCUCAGAAACAUUAUCAUUCGGUCUAUAAAGAAAUAUUAGCUACCUUCUCGAAGCAUCUGGACAUCAAGCUAGGCUUUGAUUUCCGCGAGGCGGUCUCUCCAUUUUGA
Molecule: messenger RNA, 564 nt
Organism: Hevea brasiliensis (rubber tree)
Lineage: Eukaryota; Viridiplantae; Streptophyta; Magnoliopsida; Malpighiales; Euphorbiaceae
Exons: 2
Coding region: 1-564 (187 amino acids)
Source: RefSeq, a predicted model, not a curated record